Lachancea thermotolerans CBS 6340 is the source of this 681-nucleotide messenger RNA. RefSeq names its product Pcl5p (gene PCL5). Gene Ontology annotation, biological process: regulation of cyclin-dependent protein serine/threonine kinase activity. Lineage: Eukaryota; Fungi; Ascomycota; Saccharomycetes; Saccharomycetales; Saccharomycetaceae. Bases 1 to 681 code for a protein of 226 amino acids. The transcript has a single exon. Gene Ontology annotation, molecular function: protein kinase binding; cyclin-dependent protein serine/threonine kinase regulator activity. Gene Ontology annotation, cellular component: cyclin-dependent protein kinase holoenzyme complex; nucleus. The record is from RefSeq and is a predicted model, not a curated record.
AUGCAGCAAGUCACCCCGAAGGGCGACUUCGCGUGCGCCCAAUUCGCCGCGCCGCCCUCGCCGCCGCCCCAUACCCCGGACGCGCUCGCCGACCGCCCAAGCCCCGCCCUGGCGCCCGCGAGAACCUGGGUUAGGCAGUCCGCGCUGAUCAACCAGAUCGCCACGCUGCUCUCCGCCCUGACCUCCAAGUUCUCCAAUCACCGGGUGAACAACUCCAAGCAGCACUUGGUGCUGUUCCUCACCGAGGUGCUCAAGCGCUCCAAGUGCUCCAAAAAGGUCGUGCUGCUGUCCAUUUACUACUUUCACAAGCUCUACACCUACAAGCUGGACUCCAUCACCAACCUGCCCGAGUUCUCGAGGUGUUCCAAACGCGUGUACCUGUGCUGCCUUAUUCUGGCCCACAAGUUCCUGAAUGACCAGACCUUUUCCAUGAGCUCGUGGCAGCGCAUCAGCGGACUCUCGUCCAAGGACAUUUCCACCAUGGAAAGGUGGUGCUUGACCAAACUCGACUACGAGCUCUUUCUCGACGACGACCGCCUGAGUGCGUGGUCCCGGAAGAUCCUCGUCCAAGAGGGUGGAGCCGACACCCUUCCCGUCAUUUGCAAGAAGAGGGCGAGUGAAGAAGACUCGUUUGAUUUGUUGCCCCAUAAAAAGCUACAUACAGGUGUGAUUGCUAUAUAG